Molecule: messenger RNA, 6671 nt
Organism: Anopheles coustani
Lineage: Eukaryota; Metazoa; Arthropoda; Insecta; Diptera; Culicidae
Gene: Pi3K21B
Exons: 10
Coding region: 2402-5998 (1198 amino acids)
Biological process (GO): regulation of GTPase activity; phosphatidylinositol phosphate biosynthetic process; insulin receptor signaling pathway
Cellular component (GO): phosphatidylinositol 3-kinase complex
Molecular function (GO): 1-phosphatidylinositol-3-kinase regulator activity; protein binding; GTPase activator activity
Source: RefSeq, a predicted model, not a curated record
AAAUAUGCUCCCAGAAGGAAAGGACAAAGAAAGUGUGGCAUGCCGUUUUUCUUCGCUAACGCUUCUCUAGCGCCUCUGUGUCGUUAAGCGACUGAAGUUCCGCAAAUUUGUGUCGAAUAUUGCAAGCGUUGAAGUGGCGAAGGUCUGCCCUUUGUAUUCGCGAGUGUGUCGCGUGGAACCGUUUUUAUUUCUUUUCAACAAACCCGAGAUGAAUUGAAGUGAAUCCCUGAAGGUGGAUGAAAUGAUCGGCCGAUUGAAGAAUUAACGGCUUCUAGUACGUUUAUCAUGAAGUUUUUAAGGUGAUGUGAACAAAAGAGUGGCUAAAACAAAGUCGUAGGAAAGUCUAUCUGCCGUAACCGAAAAGGUUGAGGGAAAAAAAUUGCGAGCGAUUUCGUUACAUUCGUUCCUACGAUUUUUUUCUUCUCUCCGCCGCUGCAGUCGCGGCGGUGUGUGGCGGCGGGUGUGCGCUUGACGUUUAUCUCUUCUCCCUGCCCCGCGAGUGUCGAACGGUGUUCGCGAUUUGGAGGCCCAGCAGUGUGAGUGGUUUUUUUGUUCGUUCGCUUUGCUGUCGCGAAAAGUAGUUUGCCGUGGAAUCGCCAGGGGUGAUGUGUGCGAGCGUGUACGUGUGAAUGUUCGCGCAUAUGGCAGCUGGUCGUGUGCUGUGUGAAGCGAAGAAGAAGCAGCAGAAGCAGCAGCGGCAGCAGCAGCAGCAGCAGGAAAUCUACCGACAUCGAACCACAUCAUGCUAGGGGUGCGGAAGGUGUAGAGAAAGUGAACGACGAGUGUAGAAUCGCGGAGCCUCUCCACAACUACAUCGAACACGCGAGGUGACAGUUGCUGCUUCGACUACUACGGAUACAGGCCUGUGGUGGACGAUGGGAUCUUGAGCGAGGACGAGCAUCAUAGAGGCAGAGGAAAGAGGAUGCGCACACAAUGUUUCAUCUGGCAACAAAGUAGUUGAUCGACGCGAUUGGCAAUUGACAAAAGAUGCAAUGCUUUGUCAGCUUCGCAGAGAUCGAUCGCAGCCUCGCUACUACCUAUCCAGCAGGUAAUCGCUUCCAGAGCAGCAGCAGCAGCAGCAGCAGCUUUGAUUCGGCUUCCCCUGCCUACUACAACCACUACAGCAGUAGCAGCACCAGUAGCAGCACCAGCAGCAGCAGCACGGCUCACUACGAUGAUGCAUCGGAAAAAGCGAAAGUGUAGGCUUACUUCUUGAAUCACACCAACAUCUUCUGUGCCUUAUCUCAUUUGCGAAACGCAAACCUACAAAGAAGAAGACGACGAAGCAGUAGAAGUAGAAGCAGACAACAUCCUCCCCAUGGUUGAUAGAAUCGAGCCGCCAAACGCGCUCGCCGGACCACCACCCCAAACCCGUUCGUAGCAGAAAGUGUCGUGGAGCGAGGAGGAUCAUCCAUCUACAAAUCAAAAAGCAUAGUAGCCGUGACUCCAGCGGCGUACAAAAUUAAAGGGUUAAUUACGCACAUACCACACACUCACACGUACAAACAGGAAAAAAGGGACAGCAGUAAAACGAACAAUCAACUAAAGUCAAUCAUUUGGUGCGAUAAAUAUUUGGUGUGUAAGCGUGGAAACCUUUUCCUUCCACGAAGAAAGGAAUAACAGACAGGUACGCCGAAACAGUGACGUGGAGAAGUUGUGGAGAAGGGCGGUUUCCAAACUAGCAAGGACAUUUUCAGGACGUUUAAUUGCGUGGACAUAUAUCCGAUGUAAAGCAGUAUAUCUUUUGUUUUAAUUAAUCGUCGCAAUUCGUUACUGGACAGGAUUUGGUAGUAAGGAUCGGUGCAAGAACGUCGGUGUGUUAUCGCGACAACUACGAUCAAAGGCUACCUUCAGCAGGAUCCCGGGGAGGGCUCAAGAAAAGCUUCUCCCUCCGAAGAGCGCUAAAACAACGAAUCGAGUUUUGUGUUGAUCCUGUUAAGCUAGUUAAGGUGACGACACUUUGGUUUUGGUUGCGGAAAAACGACGACGACGACGACGACGAUCACCGGAUGGAACCGGGAGUAUAGUACCGAGCGACGGUGGAGCAAGAAUCGAACAUACGUCCGACAAGCGAUAUAAAACCCGUAGUACAAGAAGCGCCUGUCGUAGACAGGUGUGUGAUUAGUUUGUAAAACAUUAGAGGGAGUGAAUUUGGAAACACACACUUCGCCAUUAAACAGGGGAUAAAAUCCCCUUGCAGUCUGAAGAGAUAAGUAAACGAUCGACGGUCGAUCAACCUGAAUAUCCCAUCGCCAUCCCAGUGGGUAGCAGCUGUGCGGCAGACGAGCGUGCAUGACGAGAUACGGGUGGUACAUACGUGCAUAGCGCGACGUUGAACCCUAAAAUAGGAGAAGAAAACGCGAUAGUGGGACGGUUUCGUACGGGAAGUGAAUAGGUGAGAAUGGAUGAAUCGCAACAGACUCAGGGCGAAGGACAGCAGAAGGAACAACAGCAGCAGCAGCCGCAAGGAUUUGUCACGCAUUGCGCAGUGGCGGACAAUACGGCCCCGCUAACGGUGGAUGAGCUCGCGUACGAGAAAGAUGACGUUGUGCACGUGUGGAUGCCACCGACGACGAAACCUCAGACGAGUGCAGCGGCCGGUGCUGGAGGAUCCGGUGCCGCCUGGUACAAGGCGACAAAUGUGCGCACCAAGCAAACGGGUUACGUACAGUUGCAUCAAUUCACGUUGACCGACCCUACCCCGCCAUACGGCGUGUAUCUUCUGUCUGGUCUCACCGGAUCCAAGCAGCAAGUGUCCGGUAGCUCCGGUGCCGGUGGUGGAGCUGCCCAGUGUGUUUCGAUCGGGUGCGCCUGCAUUGGCGCUGCCGGCCACCAGCUGCAGCAGCAACACCAGCAGCAGAUUACCGAUGUCUUUGGCGGACUGCGACUCGGAGGAAAGGAAGCUGCCGAGGCCGCCGCGUCCGGCACUGGUACGACACCGGAAGAUCUCUACGUCAAGUGCGUCACGCCGGGCACGGACCGCGAUGAUCCAAGCGAAAUAAAAUCGAGCAGCAAAGCUCACGCGACUGAAUUCGUGUACUUUGUAACUCCCAUUAUAUGUUUGUUUUGCCGAGAUUACAUCUGGGGUCUUGGACGGCAAGGAGGACAGUGUAGAAACUGUUCAGCAUGUUUCCACUACAAAUGCCUCCCGCUAGCCAUCUAUGGGCCGUGCCAAAGAAAUUCGGAAAUUUACCCGAACGUACCGCCUACCUACAAGACGGAAAAGUCAAUUAACGAAUGGACGACGGCAAAUGUGUUGGAAUGGUUGGCCGCUGUGAAUAUGUAUGACCACGUGGAGGUAUUCAAAACGAAAGCUAUAAAAGGCUGUGAUUUACCGAAUUUGGAUCGUGAUAAGCUUGAACAAAUGGGUAUUAAGAAUGAAUUCCAUCAGCAAACCAUCCUGACGACGAUCAAACAUCUCCUGACGAGCGCCGAGAUGACGGCAACCCUUCCGGCGGUGGUGGCCGAACUAGGUGCGCCGGCUGCUGCGGGCGGUACCGCCACUACCGGCACGACGCCAGACCAGCAACAGUUGCACCACCAGGGUCACAACCUCAUCGAUGGUUCGUUUUCGAAGCAGCAAAAAUGUGAUAUGUGCAAGCAGAUCCUGUUCGGACUGGUCCACCAGGGGUUGUUCUGCACCCAGUGCAAUCUGGUCGUCCACCGGCAGUGCUCGGUGACGGGCUUAACGCCCUGCAGUGCCGCUACCCACCAGCUCCAGCAGCAGCAACAGCACCAGCAGCAGCAGCAACAAUCGACCGGUGCAACCGGAUGGCUUCUCUUGCAGCACCAAAUGCUCCAGCAGCAGCACCGGUACGUCUUCGCCAAGGGUCUCUGCCUGCAGUUCGACGCGACGCAACAGAAAGCCCCACAGAUCGUCAUCGAUCUGUGCAGCAGCCUCGAGCGCAUGGCACAGCAGAACACCAUGGUCGAUCUGUACGUCAUCUACCGGACGACGCCGCCACGGUAUGACGAUGUGAACAAGCUACGCGACGCGCUGAACGAGAAUCUACUGAACAUCGAUCUGAACGGCUACGCGCCGGAAUGCGUUGCGACGGUCCUUAAGAAGUUCUUUCACGAGUUGCCGGACCCGGUAAUACCGGUCAUGCUGUACGAGUCGUUUAUUGAAGCCUCAAAGCUGGGCGAUAUGCAAGCGGCCGAACAGAUGCAACAUCUGAUCCAGGAGAUGCCGAUACAUCACAGCAAAACACUCCACUACUUCAUGCAGCACCUGAUUCGCAUUUGCCAGCUGCAGUUCAAGCGCGGAAACAAACAGCAGCCGACAAUGUUGCUGCAAAACUGGUGCCAUAUUCUGAUGCGACCGGCAUGGGAGAGGAUUGUGCAAUUUGUGGGCAAUAUCAAGAACCAUCUGAGAAUCUUGGAGAUUCUCAUGUACAAACUGAACUGGAACGAACCGUUGCCCGAGUUCCUCUCGAUUCCGGCCGUACCGCCACGCAAAACGUCUCGUACGAGCAGUGGCAGUAGCGGCAGCGGAAGUGGUGGCCCCAGUGGAAGCGGAGGUGUCACGAAGAAGAUGCUCAUCGCAUCACCGGAGGGUCCAGAGUACGAGUAUACUGGUGGUAGCAGCAGCAGUACCCUUACCAGGGCCGGUUCCUCAUCGCUAUCGGGUAGCGUCGUGUACGGUUCGAUUUCCAUCGGUAGCGGCUCACAAAUUAUGGCCAGCCGCACGCUUCUUACCGACCCGGACACACCGGCUGAGCUGCGCGAAGCGGAAUGGUACUGGGGUAAGAUUUCGCGCGAUGUCGCGAAAGAGAAGAUGAUGGACGCACCGGAUGGGUCUUUCCUGGUGCGCGAUGCGAUCAGUGACGCGGGCGAGUAUACACUCGUGCUGAAGAAGGACGGUGCGGAUCGGCCAAUUAAAAUCUACCACAAGAAUGGGCUGUACGGGUUUACGCAGGAGGGCACCUACAGCAGUCUUGUGCAGCUGAUCAACGAGUAUCGGACGCAUACGCUCAAGGAGUACAACACGAUCCUGGACAUUUGCCUGCUGCAUCCGAUCUCGCGCUUCGAAGACGACAUCUACCCGACGGAGGAGGACGUGCACCAGCUGGCACAGAACCUGUACGAGACGAUGCUACGGCUGGACGCGAUGCACCAGAAACGCGAACAGCUCAGCGAGGAGUACAACCAGGCGCAGUCGCACCUGGAACUACGCAAACAGGCCCAAGAAGCGUUCAUCGAGGCCGGCAAGCUGUUCAACGAGCAGCUGCAGAUCCACACCCAGUACGAGAAGGAAGCAGAGGCGCACGAAAAGUGCAGCCUGAUGCAGAAUCGCACACUCAUCGAACUGCGUUUGGACGAGCUGGACCGAUGCAAGCGCACGCUGGUCGAUGGCAUGGAGAAGGAGAAGGAGCAUAUGCGAGAGCUGCAGCGCGUCCAGAUUAAGCUGAAACCGGAGAUCCUCGACCUGACCAAGCAGAAGGACCAGUACCUGGAGGGGCUCAAACGGCAGGGCAUCUCCGACAGCCAGAUCAAGCAGAUCCUCCAGGACGGGUACCUUUCCGCCGCGAGCCAGACCGCCCAGGAGAUGCCGCAUAUGGACGAUACGACGUGGCUGCGGGAGCGCUUCUCGCGCCAGGACGCCGAACAAGUGCUGGCCGGCAAACCGACCGGCACGUUCCUGAUUCGAGCACGCAGCGCCGGCCAUCACGCGCUCUCGAUCGCUUGCAAUGGGUGCGUGAACCACUGCAUCAUCCAGAAGACGGAACGUGGCUAUGGUUUCGCGGAGCCGUACUUUAUCUACGACUCGCUCAAGUCACUCGUCGUCCAUUACGCGACGAACUCGCUCGAGGAGCACAACGAUCUGCUGCAGACGACGCUCAAGUAUCCGGCAUUUGCACCGAUCCCCCCGGCCACCGGCAGUGGUGGCAGUGGUGGGGGCAACGGUGGUGGCAGUGGCCCGUCAUCAUCUUCAGCCUCCUCUACCUCGCGGCAGCAACAAACCGGCGGCGGGCAGAUGAACACGUUUGCACCCUAGUAGAGUACUCUUAGCCUCUGCUAAGAGUGGAGUCAAACGAACUGGACCAGGAACAGGACACCCAACACCUUAGGUGCAACGGCACACAAACACACACACACACACGAACCUCCUAGAGGUAGUUCCGGUCGCCGGUGGCAUCUGCUGAUAUAUUCUAGAUAUAUCCAUCUAUGUGUGUAUGCUUAGGGACACCAACUUCAACAGGGAACUAGGGACCCCCUACGGUGGGUUUAUAAUUGCCUCCUUCCCGUUGUUUUAAUUACUUUUAUUAUUACUAUUAUUUGUUGUUGUAUUGUGUUGCUUUCCAUUCGGGUACUACUCAGUAAUUAAUAUUAGGUAGGCAUGACAGUGUGAGCGCGAAAGUAUAUAUAUAUAUACUAUAUAUGUAUCAUUUGAAAGUACGCCUGUGUGUGUGUGAGAAAGAGAGAGAGAGAGAUAAUGUGGGUGGUUGACAGCGAGUAAAAGUGGGUAAAUGAAAAAAAGGAAAUACCACACAACAGCUUGCCUUUUCCCGAUCUUUCUUGUAAAAUCCUCAAAAGUUAGUCAGUCAUUUAGAGUUGAAAGGGGCGACAAUUUAGUUGAAGUUUUUAUUACAAACCCUUCCCUUUUUUUACUUUUGUUUUUAAAGUGUUCUACUCGAUUUUAAUAUGAAUAGAAGAGGAAGGAAAACCUA